AUGACGCAUAACCAAGCCAAAGUAUUCAGUGGUGGAUUAGAGUCUGCCUCUUCUGUUGUCAGCUCUGGCAUUCUCAUCUCUUUGUGGAAACUUAUCUCAGAUCUGUACGCAGAAACCCAUUCAAACCAGAACCUGUUCUGGAAAAUAGUUAGCAACGAAUUAGGUUUGACCAUUAUAACGUUUGGGACUAACCAAAACCACGUUCAACCCGAUUUGCUUCCUUUCUCGAACGACAACCCCUUCAAAUUUAUCUGUUCCAAAACCAACCCCAUCUUCUCCCUCAAUCACUCUGCAUUUUCCCUCUUCAAUGCAUAUGGAACCUAG
Messenger RNA from Neltuma alba, 324 nucleotides. RefSeq names its product senescence-associated carboxylesterase 101-like. The coding region runs from base 1 to 324 and encodes 107 amino acids. Gene Ontology annotation, biological process: defense response. The transcript is spliced from 2 exons. The record is from RefSeq and is a predicted model, not a curated record. Gene Ontology annotation, molecular function: carboxylic ester hydrolase activity. Lineage: Eukaryota; Viridiplantae; Streptophyta; Magnoliopsida; Fabales; Fabaceae.